AUGUCGGAAAACUUGAAAAGAGCAGAACUGUUGUUCAACCGCAUAAUGAACCAGAACAAACCGGACACCAAACAGCCAUCCCAACGCAACUCCUCCACUUACAACUCCAACAAUCACUACCACCACUCAAAUGGUAAUAAUCAGGGCAACUCUCACCAUCGCCACUCCUACAAACUGUACAAAAACUACUCACAUAACGGCCACCAGACUUCGGCGGUACUCCCAAACUAUGACUUGCCCAAAAGAGAUCCUGUCAAGGAGGCCCAGGAUGCCGUGGAUGCGUUGCUGCCCGACCAGCACGUUUUACCCUACUGUUGGACUAUUUGGUAUCACCUGCGUAACAAGAACAAGGUUGUGACCAGCGAAGAAUCUGCUGGCGUGGCCGACGCUACCAAACCUGCUGCCACCGCCGCUGCGGUCGAUUCGUACUUACAAACCACCAACGAGAUUGAGUUCCCUUGUUUUGGAAACGAGAAUGCCACGGUUAAGAGUAUUGCGUCGCUUGAGCAGAUGUGGCUCUCAAUGUCGGUGAUGAAAAAACUGCACGACUUGGCCAAUGGCAGUGAACUUUUGGUGUUUAAAACAGGUGUGAAUCCCGUUUGGGAGGACCCGGUUAAUGCCAAAGGUGGUCGGUGGGUGUUCCGGUUCAAUCACCGGUUCAACCCAGCUAACGGACCCGAACUGGCUAAAGAGGUGCAAGAGUCCAUGCGCAAGGUAAGACGCAGAACUACAUUGAUCUGGGAGAGGCUUGUGCUCAGGACAUUGGGGGGAUCGCUCAUUGCAGAAAAAAGCGCUACCAAGGGCAUCCAGUUACUCAAUGACGUUGCCGGUUUGGUGUUGAGUGUGCGUCGUGACGAGGACAUCAUAUCUGUAUGGAACUCAAACUUGAGUUUCGGUAAGAGACUGGAUGAUGAUGACAAGAAGCGGGGCCUUACACCUUUCCAGGCUCGCCGGGUUAUUUGUGAUGCAGUGUUGCGUGUGAUCAGAGAGUGUGAUGUGAUCACCCAGGGUUCAGAUUGCAUUGAGACAUCGACCAAGUCGUCUACGGAGCGUGUGAAUGGUGUGACAUUUGAAUACAGACUUCAUCUGGACAGUUCUAGCACGUAUUCCACCAAUGAGCGCCGAAGAGGUAAGCACCACCAUCAUUAUCAUAAGGAUGAGGAAAAGCCUGAGGGUAAGGACGAGAAGGAAGAAGUAUAA
Messenger RNA from Sungouiella intermedia, 1200 nucleotides. The record is from the annotation of a GenBank genome assembly. Lineage: Eukaryota; Fungi; Ascomycota; Pichiomycetes; Serinales; Metschnikowiaceae.